ACGUAUAUGAAUGAACACUAUUUAGUACUGCAAUCAAGAGUCGGCAUCGUGAGUCAGCAAUCAUGCUUCGUCAGCUACUAGUACUGAUACCCUUACUUCAAUCUAUGGCCACCGUCAGCGCCACUACUUGUAGUGACUGUAGCGAUGAGAAGAGAGUCGAAGACGCCCCCAUAUGCUCAAUCAAUGGCAAAACAUACGAAAACCGUUGCUUGCUAAACUUGGAUUCUUGCAUGAAUUAUGGCGAUCUUUCCAUUGCGUUCUAUCACGAGGGGCCUUGUACUGGACCAGCCCCGGCACCUGUAUGUGACGGCAUAUGUACGCGUCAAUACGUACCGGUGUGCGCGAGUAAUGCCAGGACCUACUCCAAUAAAUGUGUGAUGGAGUUGGAGGCAUGCCAAACCCGCUGGGGGCUGUAUGUAGUAUCGGAGGGCGUAUGCGAACAUGAGGCUACUGCUGAAGACGUAAUAGGUGACGGGUUUGAUGGCGAUACUGUGCGGACUACAACCACAUGUCCUGACCAAUGUGACGACAGUGAAUUUGCAGUGGUGUGUGGCACAGAUGGGAAGUCGUAUAUCAAUGAAUGCGAUCUACGCCUGGCUGCCUGCGCUAAGCACUUCCCACUACUGGCUGUUUGGUACGACGGUACAUGCACUGAACAGCACGCAGACACACCGUUGUAUACGGACAGUGAUGUUAGUGAAUACCUAGAGCAGAAUGGACGUACUUUUGGACUUUCUCAGGACAUCGUAGCCGCGUCAAAUGGCGACACUCUAAAAGGGAAAAAACUCGACGAUAACUCAGGGCCAGCAGUCAGUGUAGGUCUGAUCAUCGGCGCUUUCGUAGGCAUUGUGCUGCUCACGUUGGUGGUCGCAUUGUGUACUACUGCGAUUAUCUGGAAGCAACGAAAACAAACUAAAAAAGAGCAGAAGUGUUCAAAGCAACGCAAUGAACCAAGCAUGUAUGAUAAGGGAUACAAAGGGUAUUGUAGUACUGGGGAUAUCACCGACGACCAGGCUAAGAUGCCCACCGGCGAUAUCGAUGUUGAUGUCUAGGUGCAUGUGCUCGAGAAAAGGUGACGCUCACGCGUAUACAACAGCACGUAGUUGGGAAUCAGUGUACCACACAUCACGUCGAGAAAAGCCAUGUAUAGAAUAGAAAAAUGUAUUAGACCAGGUUGACUUCAAUAUAUAUAGCCGCAACGCCGCCUUCAGCGUGGCGAAGCUUAGAGAGUAUUAGAAAGAUUUCAGUUCCACCGCCCGCUUGACCUUCGGGACUCACUGUAAACAUACAAAAAUAUAUGAGGUUUUCUCAUCUGGAGGCAUAUAUGACUACAGCCGGGGCUGAAUAGCUGAAAUCUGUAUUAUCGAACUCGUUUACAUCUAAAUAUUAAAGUACAUAGAUAUACAAUAAG
Molecule: messenger RNA, 1411 nt
Organism: Sphaeroforma arctica JP610
Lineage: Eukaryota; Ichthyosporea; Ichthyophonida
Exons: 1
Coding region: 63-1052 (329 amino acids)
Biological process (GO): cell differentiation; multicellular organism development
Molecular function (GO): protein binding
Source: RefSeq, a predicted model, not a curated record